CUCAUGAGAGUGUAUCGAAAAUGAAAAUUUUGAAUCUGCGGGUUCGCGGAAGUUAAAAGGAAUUUGAAUUGUUUUAUUCGAAAGUAUUUUGGUAUUUAAGUCAAUAUUUAAAUUCAUUUUCAUCAAAUCAGUUAAUCCAAUAACGCCAUCGAAAAAGUCGUGAAAAUCGAAAAGGAUAAAAUCGAUUUCGUAAUCGAUACCAAACUCUGUAAGUAGGUAAAGCUAUAGUAGCUUCAAAUUGAGUGUUUUGGCUGCAUACGGCUGUUUUUAUAGUAUUUUGUGCAUUAUAAAUACAAUUCGAAAAAUAUUGUUCAGCAAUAAUAGGUUGUAACACUGAUCUAUUACUACCAGUGUCUAUUAAUAAUUUAAUAUUUAUAGAGUUAAUUUGCAAGUAAUGAAGGGGGUUAUACGAAGAUACGUUUAUUUCAAUUAAGUUGGGGUUUCUUCUUGACUGGUUUCGCAAAAAUUUUGGGAUACAUCUAAGUGUUGAUUGCUUUGAUUUUCUAAUUGACAUUGUAUUGAUUCAAAAUAUUCUUAAGGAAAAUUAUUUUCAAAACGCGGGUCAAAAUAAUCUAGCUUAUCCUCAGAAUCUUGGUUGCCGAAGUUCGUCACGUCAUUUGAAUGUAAUUCUUCAAAGACAAAGUUAUUUCGCGUGUUUGGGUUCGAUCGGAAAUAGUCGUUUUGGUUUCGAUAUUGGUCUCGUCUUAUGGAAGGUGUCCUAGACGUUGUCGACAUAGGUUCAGGUUUGGGCAAAUCGCGUGGGUUUGUUUCUCCGGGCUUAAAUACAUUUGUUGGUUUACCUAAAACUUGACUGUUGGUAAAGUAUUUUUGAGGGGGUAGCUGUCUGGGCCUUACGUCAACUGGGCCAGUUGGAAACAUUUUUUGUGGGGGCUUAAAGCAAUUUUGAUUAAAAGGUUGUUGUGCGGGGUUACUAAAUUGCUGAUUUGGAAAUUGAGCAAGAUUGGGUGGUACAAACGCAUUAUUGCUAAACGGUCUUUGAUAAAAAAUUUGAAGAUGUUGAUUUGUCGGUGCACUGUUUAAAUUUUGGAAGUUCGGUUUUUGAGAUUUAUAAGGCCCGUUCAGAGUCCCAUACAAUCUUUCAAAAUUUUCGAAUUCAUUUAUAUAUGCCAUGCAUAGUGUUUUUUAAGACGCCUGUGCACCCUGCGAUAAAUGAAUUUAGGGGGGUUUGAUCAUAAUGUUUAAUAUAUGAAAGCUUUUCUUCCGGUGUAUAUUUAGACUCGUUACUUAUACGCUGUGCAAUGUCGCUCCUUAAUAAUUGAAGUCUACUUCCAAAAUUUAUCAAGUGCUCAUUUUUAUUGGGCCUAGUCCUAACUAAUUCUUGGAUUAAACAAUUCAGAUCUCGGCGAUCGGAAAAACAUUGAGUCAAUGCGUCUUUCAAUGCUUUCCAAUCACUAAUUUCUGUUCGAUUACCUACUAGAACUGGGGCUCUGCCUACCAGUUUUUUCUGGAUACAUUCAAAAAUAUGUUUAUUUAAUUCCGAAUUUGCAAGGGAAGCGUAACUAUUAAUUAAGCUUUCGCAUCUGUUGAUAAACUUAUUUAAGGUAUUGCUAUCACUUUCGUAAGGUUGAAUGUUUUGCAAUUUUGAUUUAAAUAAAUUCCAAUUUACUUGGUCUGUCAUUUUUUCUGAUAUUUUCCUUUCACUAAAGGUUAGAUUUUUGAAAAUUUCACUAAUUUUAGAUUCUACGUCACUACUUAAUGCUUUGAAAUAUUCGCAGCUUGUUCCUGAUUCACAAUUUAACAUCAAAAAUUGAUCGAUUUAAAAAAAAAUGUUUUCCUAACUACUUGACGUCCGAUACGUCUUGCCUAAAUUCAUCCCUAUUAAAAGCCUUAACGGAGGAUCUUAAAGGGGCGAAAGGAAAAAAUCGCACUUACGGCUUUUCCUUCCCUGAUCCUUUGUUGCACUGCUUACGAGAGUCUUCUCUGGGUUCGUCAACAAGUUCUUUGGAUUGCGCUGUAGCGGUUGAAACCACUCCUCAGGGUAGCCUAAUUCGGUAACUUUUCCGCACAAUGCGACGUACACACACGAAUUGUCUCUGCUUAACCUUAAUUAACCUUACAUUUGACACCUACAUUAUUACAAAUUCCCUACGUAAGGAACUGUCCACCCACAAACUUCACGGCGAAUACAAAUACAAUUCCCGACUGCAAAGCGAUACCUACAAUCGAUAAUUAUAGAUCUCCUGAAAACGUUUUCCGAUUACCUAUACGCAAUCGAUGACAAGAUAUCCAGUAGCGGAACGAAUUUGUUUAUUUACGCUAAACCUUGUCAACUCCAAAUUUCGUCGACCGGCGCCUGUGGUAUUGAAAAUUUAUUUCGUUUAAUAAAAUAUUAAAUUUUAAAAAUUUGUGUACUUGCCUUUUUCCGUAUUGUAUGAAAGUUUUUUUAUGCAUGGAGCUUUCAUAUAAAAAUGCAACACUAAAAGAAAAAAAAAAUCUUUUAUUAUCGUCAGUUUUAAAUCAACUUUUAAUUUAUUAAUAUCUCAAAAGCUGCAACUGUUAUCCCAAAUAAACGAGAGAAAAAAAUAUGCAAAAUAUACACCCCUUUGAAGACAGUACAUUGAUUAAAUUUGGGGUGGUAAUGGUGCACUACUUGUUUCCGCCUGAAUGCCGCAUUUAUUUGCAAAAUUUCCAUGGAAAGCGUAAUGUGACGAGGUCAUUAUGCACAGCAAGUUCCGACUAGCCCUGUAUAAUUUAAUGAUAAUAACGAUGAGAAAUGAUCUACCUCCAUUUGUAGAAAACCUUGAAUCGCUUUUUGGGGAGACAUAUACUUUUACCCAGCGUGCGACGCCGCUGAUGAUCAACCCCCAAGUAAUAUAUAAAGGUGGCGAGUUUCACACCCCUUCAAUCAUGAAGAUUGACUAUUUCAAGCACGUCAGGAGACUGAUGAUGGUGAUCGGCAUCUGGAAAGUGGAAAGCCCAGACGAUUCGGUAUUCCGGAAACGGAUCUAUCAAGUCUACUCGGUGUCGUUCCAAUUAUUAUGUUAUUCGGUGGCUUUUUCGAUACUUGCCGAAAUACCAUCGUUAGCAAAGUCUGAAGUGAUGGCCUCCAUGGACAACGGCAAUAGAUUCACCGUGUUCAUGGUCAUAAUCAUCAAGAUGAUCGCCUGGCAAUCUAAAAGGAUGGUCUACCUGCUUGGCAUCAUGUUGGAACAACACGCGCAUAUACAGGCUGCCUCACUCGCCGAUUUCGCUAUCCGUAGGUUGUAUCAACAUCACGUGAGGUACAAUCACAAGUUUGUGUUCGUCCUUGUCUUUUCUGCGGUUAUCAUAUCGGUUACCAUCUCUGCUGUAGGAAUGACAACCUCAUAUCGAUUCAUCAAUUCGCCGGAAAAUGGAAAUAUUACCGAGAAAGAGCAGCCCGUCAGGUCCGAGUACCCUUUCGACACACAAAACCAUAACACGUUAGCCUUGGUGGAUCAAAAUCUCAGACCUAUGAUCGGUUGUUUUUGUAUCGGUGUCACUACCGCUUCGCUCAACUCGCCAGCGAUAUUCGUCAGAUUACAGUUAAAAGUGCUGCAGCACUACUUCGGGCACCUUCACCAGCCGCCGGAGGAAGCACUCGACAGCCUGAGGUUGUUGUGCGUGAGACAUCAACUCUUGAUAGAAUGUACUAUAGAGUUCAGCAAAUCGUCAAAACAUAUAGUUCUGCUGGAUUAUAGAGUGUCAUCGGUCACAUUCGCGGUGCCGAUCAUCCAGACUAUGAGUAGUUUCUUGAUACAGGGAAAAGAACUCACUGUCACCAUAUUAACGCUCACCAUUCUCCAGCUAAUCACCUUUGCGUGGAACUGCAACGAGAUUAUCGUGCAGGUAAGCACCGAGCUGGGGACAGCGCUUUAUAAAAGUGAGUGGUACGAUUAAGAUCGAGCUGCGAAAGUGUGGAUCCACAUAAUGAUGAUGCUGUGUCAGUCAGAGGCCUCUGUGUUUGCGUAUCGGCUGGUUGGGGGUAAUGGAUUUGGAAGCGGGAUUAUGGAUAAACAUACACAGUGAAAACUUUAUUGCUAACAAAAUAUAGUUUAAAACUUUCAGAGGUUGAAAUUGGGCUAAUCCUACACCUCGAUUAUCAGAAAAUGAUUGGCCCGUUUGUCUGCAAAUUAGGGAAGUAAAAUGAACGUCCUCACCACAGUACAAAUUAAUGCCCUAAAGUUAUUUUUUUUGUCAAAUUUUAACUCAAUAUAGCUAGUAAAGUAAAUGAUGGAAAUCAGUUAUUUAGGGUAGAAAAGUCGCGAAAAUGUAAUAAAAAAAAGAAGUAUCAAAUGUAUAUUUAAAUUUGGCCUCAAGAUCGCUUUUGAAACUUAAUUAAUAAAAAAAAAAUAAAAAUAAAUUACGAAAACCUCAAAAACCGAACAAACAGAAGAACAACGGUUAACGAAGAAGAAAUGCAUUUACCAACAUAAAACAGCUUAUAUAAAUAAAAGUUCAGAUUCUAACCAUGCCAUUCAUUUAAAUUUAGAAAUGUAAAAAGUUUGACGAUAAUUUAGAUAUUAUACAUAAUUAAUCAUUAAUCAAAAACUAAAUUUGUUAGAAGCCAUGGAGAUUUACAAAAUGAGAUAUUCGAAUCUAAUCUAAAUGUGUCUUCAUUGUUAAAUUAAAAACAAAAAUUUACUUUGCGUUACAUAUGUUAUAUUUGAUAAAGGCAGUGUGUUUUCGAAACAGCUGCCAUAAACCAAUAAAUAACUGUGAAAAACUCAAAAACCAGUCAAAAUUAUAAUUACAGAUUUAAUGACAGAUGAAAAUACCAACUAAAAAUUAUGAAUCCCCAACUAAUAAUAAUGAACCCCAUUUUCCAAAAUUAUAUUCUUUAAUUAAAUUACACAAACAGGAUAUGCCAAUUAGGCCUGUCGUUUCUCUUGUAACAGCACAUCUGUUAAACUUUCAACAAGAUUAAUAAACAAUUUGGAAUAUCAUAUUGGCUUUAAACCAGGUUAAAGACAUUAAAAUUUCUCCUAAGGCAAUUCCAGUUUGUUUUGACGCCCAAAAUCUAUUUCCUACCAAUCAUAAACAUAAUAGACAAUAUGCUUGACAGUUUAACAGUUUAAAUGAAACUCUUCACUGGCAUCUUGGAAGACUUGAAACACAAAUAAUAAACAUGAAUCUCUAGUCGAAAUCGAAUUUAAUAUACCAGCGUAUUUGUGCUUCAUCGAUCUGAACAAGGCAUUUGACAGAGUUCUUCUUUCCCAUGGCAUAGCACAGCAUGGUAUGAAUAGGGACUGCAAAGUUAAAAUCUCUAAGACCUGUAUCAGGCCGAUCACGACGUACGGAGAAGAGACCAACGAAACGAGGAUAAAACAUGAUGACCCUCCUGACUUAAAUGGGAAAAACAAGAUUUUACCGAACCAGAAAGACUAAUAUGAGGCAACAAUGUGUUGUGUAAGACUUCGUAAGGUGAAGAGGAAUACUCUCACGUAAAAAGGAUGAACUUGAAGGGAAACCAAACCAAAAUAUUUUGAUUAUUUUUCUGUCGUUUUGAUAAUUGUGAACUUCACAGGGCUGAACUGCUAUUCCACGGCACCGUGUAAAAAGCAAAUCACUAGAUCUGGCGAGCUAAAAGUGACUUCCUCCCCUGGUUUACUGUUCUUAAAUCUCAGGUGGUGCUUUGGAAUGAAAACUGAUUUUAGAUACACCGUCGAGUUCAGCGAAUCACUCAAAUACAUAGUGAUGAUAGAUUAUACACUUUGCUCGGCUACAUUCGCGAUGGUGAUCCUCCAGAUCACAGCGGUAAGUGCAACAAAUCAUAAUGGAGGUGAUUGUGAUCAAUCGUCGUAGCAGCAACUAGUAAGAUCAGGAUCAGGCUACGACAUAAUGAUGAUGCGGUGUCAGAGGCCUCUAAGGGUGCACAUCGGUUGGAUGGGGGUGAUGGAUCUGGAAGCGGCAAUGUCGGCGAAUAUUAAUGGGAAACAUGGAAACAGAGACUGAAGCUGGGUUAUAUAUACACCUCUAUCAUGAAGAACUAAUACUGGUUUCAUUCGGCUGUAACCAAACAAAUAUAGUACGGAUAUUGAGCGUAGAUAAUUACAUAUAUUUCUCAAGCAAACAAUUAACAUACAACAAAAUAGCACUGGAGUUUUAAUUUUUUUUUAAACAGCAGAGCAUAAGAGCAGUAUCUGUAACGAAUGACUAGUUCAACUUCCCCGGGAGAAAGAAGAAUGCAAUCAAAAUCAUAAAUUAAGAUUGGUUUAAAGCAAAGUGCCAGACACACUGGAAUUGAAUUACCAGGAAAUAAAUGAUAGAUACACAGGUAAUGUCUGUUACUUUACUGCAAGCAUGACAUACGGUCGAAAUUGGAACGUAAGAAACCCUCAGCUUUAUAUCAAGCCUAGUCAUUUCACGUAGAAGACAGCUCCAAGAGUCAUCGCAUUGAUUAUCUGGUGAUGGAUAUUAUUUUAUCAAGCAGUUUGUAGAUCCUGCAUGUGAACAAAAACUGAAUAAGAAUUGGUGUUUGUUAAGAAAGCAAUGACCCGUGAAAAUACUGCAAUGCUUAGCUUUUUUCUGGGUAGUCAGAACCUGAUAACUCAAUACCUACGCAGCUAGCAACAUCCGAUAGUUUUAGAAAUUGUUUCUGGAAAUUUUCCUUUAUUUGUGCUGCUUGAUUUCCUCUUUAAUGGACAUGCCGUUUAAUACAAUUAUUACCAAAACUUCUAGAUUCCUGUUGCUGUUGAAUUGAAUUUGCUGAAGUUUCGCCAGACAGACCUUAAUUGAAACUGGCUCGCAUUUCUGUACCUGUUUAUAUAUUGUUGGAGGAGCUAAAGGAGGGGCAUUAACAUUGUCUCGGAUGACUGAUUCCCAUAUUGGA
This is a messenger RNA of Cylas formicarius (sweet potato weevil), 6811 nucleotides long. RefSeq names its product odorant receptor 30a-like. The transcript has 6 exons. NCBI's taxonomy places the organism in Eukaryota, Metazoa, Arthropoda, Insecta, Coleoptera, Brentidae. The record is from RefSeq and is a predicted model, not a curated record. Gene Ontology annotation, cellular component: plasma membrane. Bases 2680 to 3879 code for a protein of 399 amino acids. Gene Ontology annotation, molecular function: olfactory receptor activity; odorant binding. Gene Ontology annotation, biological process: sensory perception of smell; detection of chemical stimulus involved in sensory perception of smell.